Molecule: messenger RNA, 21087 nt
Organism: Neospora caninum
Lineage: Eukaryota; Apicomplexa; Conoidasida; Eucoccidiorida; Sarcocystidae
Product: Proteophosphoglycan ppg4, related
Exons: 6
Coding region: 1-21087 (7028 amino acids)
Source: RefSeq, a predicted model, not a curated record
AUGCAGAUUCCCCCCGUUGCGGCAAAUCGAACGGCUGGACACGGACGCGACUCCAGAGUAGUGGUUCCGGUCUCCUGGCGUGAUGGUGGUGUAGCCACGGAUGGCGGCGCACAGAUCGACGUCGAGCAGCGCCCAGCGACAUGCUUUGCGUUUCAGUCGGUGGCAGUCCAUGGUGUGUCAUACCGCCGAGGACCCCGCGAUCAAAGCCAAACGUCGUCUCCGUCAAGAGGUACGAGCCAGGAUUCCAUCGCCUCGCGAGUGGAAGAGGCUCGCAUGGAGGCUGCGGCCGCGGAAAGGGGUUCGUCGCGAGUUGCACAAGAUGGCGGCUCAAUGAUCAGACGAUUUCUGACGUCUGUGUUUUCGUCGUCAUCAGGCCAGCAAAAGAGCUCGAGGAUCUCCUCACUGCGCUCGCCGGGUGUAUAUCACGGUCGAGACGGUACCCUGCGCGGCCGGCGCUUAACAAGAUCGCGAGAGGCUGGCACCAAACGGGAGCGACGGAGAAAGACGUCUGAAUAUGUGCGCGGCAACGGCGAAGUUGAGGCCCCGCCGGGGAUGUCAGUCAGCGCGGGGUCAGGGGAUCGAACCGCUGGUAGUGAAUCCCUGGUUUCGUCGUCGAAUUCUGUGUCCGCUGUGUGUUCGCCACACAAUGCUCCAGGUGACAGUUCUCGCUUGAUGGCGGCGUCUUCGGCCAUUCCUCGUCUAAAUUUGUUUUGGCUGCAGAGAAGGUCAGGCAGCAGCCCUUCUGACGCAUGCAACUCGAUGAAUCCAGAAGAGAAGAAGGCUGACGUCUACCGAGCGCUGUUUUCCAAUGAUGAAGAGGAGAGUAUGCGAUUAGACACUUCGCGUCUGACGGCGCAGCAGACAGGGGCUGCACGGUCAGCUUCAGAACCACUUGUCAACCGGGAAGAUCUGCAAAUUGCGCCCGAGACGCAGCUGCGCAAGCGCAUAACCGGAGUGUCUUCUGGCCGUUUUGUGCCAAAGUCGGUGACGACGGGUCGAAGGCAGCUGGCGGUGACUGCCGGGGCGGAAGAAACGGAAGGCUCCAAGCCGACGUCUCUUGCGCCUGGCCAGGAGCCAGCACUGCUGCUGGAACGAGAGUCUCCGGGAAAUGACAACAGGACCGAACGCGAACUACCGAGAGCGAAAGACGUGCCAGUGUGUCCCCACAUGCCGUGGAGUGCUCUAUCGGAAGAUCGCUUUGGCAGAGAAGUGUCGUCACCUCACGCAGUCAGCGGCUACAUUCGGGAGACGUCGCCACCAGCAGCCGCCCGGUGUGCGGAGCUGCGUGGAUCCCGGUUCCAUACUCCGUCGGCACAACAGCAGAGACCCGAAGCGCUUCCUGAUAUGCACUGGCAGACGAGUUCCGUCUCUCCUUGUACCAGACCGGCUGUCCGCAGUCGAUCUGCCGAAGCCACGGGCAUGUCGGUGUCUUCUGGGCCUUACAGCGACAUGCGUACGGUUGGCGCCGGUGCCGACACUCCAAUUAGACGCCGAGCAGCACUCGCAACCUCCAUAGGGAAAGAGCGCAGACGUCUGUUUACUUGGAACGCCGGAGGGAAACACGAAAGCAACAUCACCAAUCUAGACCCGUCCUCAACAGUGGAGGGACGUGGGAAAGGCUUGCCGAGCGAACCAUCCCCACGCACCAAGGCGGGAUCGCCCUCAUUCGAAGCCUAUCUUACAGACACGGUUUCGAAGUCUAGCGCAGGAGAUGAAGCCGCCAAGGUCGGGCAAAAACAAGCGGAACCACCACGAAGGACGGAGGCUUCUUUCAGUCGUGUGGAAAGCCACGACUCGCUCGAGGAUGGAGCGCGUUUUUGCGUGCGUGGGCAAAGGACAGAAUCUGAGACCCAGACAGCUUCUGCGGUCCCAGCAACCGAGCCCGAGACGCUGACGACCGAGGAUCUGCUGGUGACGCAGAGGCGUCGGUCUGACGGCUCGGCGUCCAGAGAAAGGAUAGAAGAAGAUGGGCAGCAUGAGACGGGGGCUCUCGGUGGAGGCAUGACUAUCCAGGUACGAAGUCCGGCCCCUUGCAAGUCCGACCUUCUGCUUGAGACAGGAACAGGACGGAGAAGUGCAGAUGGUCCACCCCCGCCUCCACUUGAGUCGAUGGACGAAUCCAUGGACAACCCUACCGACGAAGGUGGUAGACAAUCUGACCCUCCCACGCCCCCAGAGCCCCAUCCACAGUCUGUCAAACCCGCUUCCUUACAGCCCAAGCAGCCACAUGUGCUGUCCAACACCCCUGCAGCCGUGCCACGCUCUCGGCACCGCCUCCUCAAAAACGUGCAUCAAAGUGACAAACGCGUCCGGAAUGCCGGUACCCACGACGCGCUGCCGGUAGCGAACACCGAGCCACCUGAGAUGGUGCGAAACCGAGAGGGAGAUAAAGGGGCGAAGGUACGCGAGGCAGGGGACGAGCGUUUGGUAACUCGGAGGAACGGAAAGGAUGCGGCAACCGAUCACAGUGAGAAGGUAGAGAGUGACGAAGGUGAUAAGGUAGAGAAGGCAGCGGAGGAAGGUGCCGAGAAGCUGGUGGUGUUUGGGCCGAUGACGGAGGCAGAGGCGGAGGCACGCGAGGCAGGGGACGAGCGUUUCGUAACCGCGAGGGACGGAACAGACGCGGCAACCGAUCACAGUGCGAAGGUAGAGAGUGACGACGGUGAUAAGGUAGAGAAGGCAGCGGAAGAAGGUGCCGAGAAGCUGGUGGUGUUUGGGCCGAUGACGGAAGCAGAGGUGAAGGCACGCGAUGCGGGGGAUGAGCGUUUGGUAACCGCGCGGGACGGAACGCGUGCGUCACCAGAUCACAGUGCGAAGGUAGAGAGUGACGACGGUGAUAAGGUAGAGAAGGCAGCGGAGGAAGGUGCCGAGAAGCUGGUUGUGUUUGGCCCGAUGACGGAAGCAGAGGUGAAGGCACGCGAUGCGGGGGAUGAGCGUUUGGUAACUCGGAGGAACGGAAAGGAUGCGGCGACCGAUCACAGUGAGAAGGUAGAGAGUGACGAAGGUGAAAAGGUAGAGAAUGCAGCGGAGGAAGGUGCCGAGGAGAUGGUGAUGUUUGGCCCGAUGACGGAAGCAGAGGUGAAGGCACGCGAUGCGGGGGAUGAGCGUUUGGUAACCGCCAGGGACGGAACGCAUGCGUCAGCAGAUCACAGUGAGAAGGUAGAGAGUGACGACGGUGAUAAGGUCGAGAAGGCAGCGGAGGAAGGUGCCGAGGAGAUGGUGAUGUUUGGCCCGAUGACGGAAGCAGAGGUGAAGGCACGCGAUGCGGGGGAUGAGCGGUUGGUAACCGCGAGGGACGGAACGGAAGCGGCAACCGAUCACAGUGAGAAGGUAGAGAGUGACGAAGGUGAUAAGGUAGACAAGGCAGUGGAGGAAGGUGCCGAGAAGCUGGUUGUGUUUGGCCCGAUGACGGCGGGAGAGGCGAAGGAACGCGAGGCAGGGGACGAGCGUUUGGUAACCGCGAGGGACGGAACGGACGCGGCAACCGAUCACAGUGAGAAGGUAGAGAGUGACGACGGUGAUAAGGUAGUGAAGGCAGCGGAAGAAGGUGCCGAGAAGCUGGUGGUGUUUGGCCCGAUGACGGAAGCAGAGGUGAAGGCACGCGUUGCGGGGGAUGAGCGUUUGGUAACCGCCAGGGACGGAACGCGUGCGUCACCAGAUCACAGUGAGAAGGUAGAGAGUGACGACGGUGAUAAGGUAGAGAAUGGGUCGGAGGAAGGUGCCGAGAAGCUGGUUGUGUUUGGCCCGAUGACGGAAGCAGAGGUGAAGGCACGCGAUGCGGGGGAUGAGCGUUUGGUAACUCGGAGGAACGGAAAGGAUGCGGCGACCGAUCACAGUGAGAAGGUAGAGAGUGACGAAGGUGAAAAGGUAGAGAAUGCAGCGGAGGAAGGUGCCGAGGAGAUGGUGAUGUUUGGCCCGAUGACGGAAGCAGAGGUGAAGGCACGCGAUGCGGGGGAUGAGCGUUUGGUAACUCGGAGGAGCGGAACGCAUGCGUCAGCAGAUCACAGUGAGAAGGUAGAGAGUGACGACGGUGAUAAGGUCGAGAAGGCAGCGGAGGAAGGUGCCGAGGAGAUGGUGAUGUUUGGCCCGAUGACGGAAGCAGAGGCGAAGGCACGCGAUGCAGGGGAUGAGCGGUUGGUAACCGCGAGGGACGGAACGGACGCGGCAACCGAUCACAGUGAGAAGGUAGAGAGUGACGACGGUGAUAAGGUAGUGAAGGCAGCGGAAGAAGGUGCCGAGAAGCUGGUUGUGUUUGGCCCGAUGACGGAAGCAGAGGUGAAGGCACGCGAUGCGGGGGAUGAGCGUUUGGUAACUCGGAGGAACGGAAAGGAUGCGGCGACGGAUCAUAGUGAGAAGGUAGAGAGUGUCGAACGUGAAAAGGUAGAGAAUGCAGCGGAGGAAGGUGCCGAGGAGAUGGUGAUGUUUGGCCCGAUGACGGAAGCAGAGGUGAAGGCACGCGAUGCGGGGGAUGAGCGUUUGGUAACCGCCAGGGACGGAACGCAUGCGUCAGCAGAUCACAGUGAGAAGGUAGAGAGUGACGACGGUGAUAAGGUCGAGAAGGCAGCCGAGAAAGGUGCCGAGGAGAUGGUGAUGUUUGGCCCGAUGACGGAAGCAGAGGUGAAGGCACGCGAUGCGGGGGAUGAGCGGUUGGUAACCGCGAGGGACGGAACGGAAGCGGCAACCGAUAACAGUGAGAAGGUAGAGAGUGACGAAGGUGAUAAGGUAGACAAGGCAGUGGAGGAAGGUGCCGAGAAGCUGGUUGUGUUUGGCCCGAUGACGGCGGGAGAGGCGAAGGAACGCGAGGCAGGGGACGAGCGUUUGGUAACCGCGAGGGACGGAACGGACGCGGCAACCGAUCACAGUGAGAAGGUAGAGAGUGACGACGGUGAUAAGGUAGUGAAGGCAGCGGAAGAAGGUGCCGAGAAGCUGGUGGUGUUUGGCCCGAUGACGGAAGCAGAGGUGAAGGCACGCGUUGCGGGGGAUGAGCGUUUGGUAACCGCCAGGGACGGAACGCGUGCGUCACCAGAUCACAGUGAGAAGGUAGAGAGUGACGACGGUGAUAAGGUAGAGAAGGCAGCGGAGGAAGGUGCCGAGAAGCUGGUGGUGUUUGGCCCGAUGACGGAAGCAGAGGCGAAGGCACGCGUUGCGAGGGAUGAGCGUUUGGUAACCGCCAGGGACGGAACGCGUGCGUCAUCAGAUCACAGUGCGAAGGUAGAGAGUGACGACGGUGAUAAGGUAGAGAAGGCAGCGGAGGAAGGUGCCGAGAAGCUGGUGGUGUUUGGCCCGAUGACGGCGGGGGAGGCGAAGGAACGCGAGGCAGGGGAUGAGCGUUUGGUAACCGCCAGGGACGGAACGCGUGCGUCAUCAGAUCACAGUGCGAAGGUAGAGAGUGACGACGGUGAUAAGGUAGAGAAGGCAGCGGAGGAAGGUGCCGAGAAGCUGGUGGUGUUUGGCCCGAUGACGAAAGCAGAGGUGAAGGCACGCGAUGCGGGGGAUGAGUGUUUGGUAACCGCGAGGGACGGAACGGACGCGGCAACCGAUCACAGGGAGAAGGUAGAGAGUGACGACGGUGAUAAGGUAGAGAAGGCAGCGGAGGAAGGUGCCGAGGAGAUGGUGAUGUUUGGCCCGAUGACGAAAGCAGAGGUGAAGGCACGCGAGGCAGGGGAUGAGCGUUUGGUAACCGCCAGGGACGGAACGGACGCGGCAACCGAUCACAGUGAGAAGGUAGAGAGUGACGACGGUGAUAAGGUAGUGAAGGCAGCGGAGGAAGGUGCCGAGAAGCUGGUUGUGUUUGGCCCGAUGACGGCGGGAGAGGCGAAGGAACGCGAGGCAGGGGAUGAGCGUUUGGUAACCGCGAGGGACGGAACGGACGCGGCAACCGAUCACAGUGAGAAGGUAGAGAGUGACGACGGUGAUAAGGUAGAGAAGGCAGCGGAGGAAGGUGCCGAGGAGAUGGUGAUGUUUGGCCCGAUGACGGAGGCAGAGGUGAAGGCACGCGAUGCGGGGGAUGAGCGUUUGGUAUCCGCGAGGGACGGAACGGACGCGGCAACCGAUCACAGGGAGAAGGUAGAGAGUGACGACGGUGAUAAGGUAGAGAAGGCAGCGGAAGAAGGUGCCGAGAAGCUGGUGGUGUUUGGCCCGAUGACGGAAGCAGAGGUGAAGGCACGCGUUGCGGGGGAUGAGCGUUUGGUAACCGCCAGGGACGGAACGCGUGCGUCACCAGAUCACAGUGAGAAGGUAGAGAGUGACGACGGUGAUAAGGUAGAGAAGGCAGCGGAGGAAGGUGCCGAGAAGCUGGUGGUGUUUGGCCCGAUGACGGAAGCAGAGGCGAAGGCACGCGUUGCGAGGGAUGAGCGUUUGGUAACCGCCAGGGACGGAACGCGUGCGUCAUCAGAUCACAGUGCGAAGGUAGAGAGUGACGACGGUGAUAAGGUAGAGAAGGCAGCGGAGGAAGGUGCCGAGAAGCUGGUGGUGUUUGGCCCGAUGACGGCGGGGGAGGCGAAGGAACGCGAGGCAGGGGAUGAGAGUUUGGUAUCCGCGAGGGACGGAACGGACGCGGCAACCGAUCACAGGGAGAAGGUAGAGAGUGACGACGGUGAUAAGGUAGACGAGGCAGCGGAGCAAGGUGCCGAGAAGCUGGUGGUGUUUGGGCCGAUGACGGCGGGAGAGGCGACGGAACGCGAUGCAGGGGACGAGCGUUUGGUAACCGCGCGGGACAGAACGGACGCGACAACCGAUCACAGUGAGAAGGUAGAGAGUGACGACGGUGAUAAGGUAGAGAGUGGGUCGGAGGAAGGUGCCGAGGAGAUGGUGAUGUUUGGCCCGAUGACGGAAGCAGAGGUGAAGGCACGCGAUGCGGGGGAUGAGCGGUUGGUAACCGCGAGGGACGGAACGGAAGCGGCAACCGAUCACUGUGAGAAGGUAGAGAGUGACGACGGUGAUAAGGUAGAGAAGGCAGCGGAGGAAGGUGCCGAGAAGCUGGUAGUGUUUGGGCCUAUGACGGGGGGAGAGGCGAGGUCGCGCGAUGCAGGGGAUGAGAGUUUGGUAACGGCGAGGGACGGAAAGCGUGCGUCACCAGAUCACAGUGAGAAGGUGGAGAGUGACGACGGUGAUAAGGUAGAGAAGGCAGUGGAGGAAGGUGCCGAGAAGCUGGUGGUGUUUGGCCCGAUGACGGAAGCAGAGGUGAAGGCACGCGAUGCGGGGGAUGAGCGUUUGGCAACCGCCAGGGACGGAACGCAUGCGUCAGCAGAUCACAGUGCCAAGGUAGAGAGUGACGAAGGUGAUAAGGUAGAGAAGGCAGCGGAGGAAGGUGCCGAGAAGCUGGUGGUGUUUGGGCCGAUGACGAAAGCAGAGGUGAAGGCACGCGAUGCGGGGGAUGAGUGUUUGGUAACCGCGAGGGACGGAACGGACGCGGCAACCGAUCACAGGGAGAAGGUAGAGAGUGACGACGGUGAUAAGGUAGAGAAGGCAGCGGAGGAAGGUGCCGAGAAGCUGGUGGUGUUUGGGCCGAUGACGAAAGCAGAGGUGAAGGCACGCGAGGCAGGGGAUGAGCGUUUGGUAACCGCCAGGGACGGAACGGACGCGGCAACCGAUCACAGUGAGAAGGUAGAGAGUGACGACGGUGAUAAGGUAGUGAAGGCAGCGGAGGAAGGUGCCGAGAAGCUGGUUGUGUUUGGCCCGAUGACGGCGGGAGAGGCGAAGGAACGCGAGGCAGGGGAUGAGCGUUUGGUAACCGCGAGGGACGGAACGGACGCGGCAACCGAUCACAGUGAGAAGGUAGAGAGUGACGACGGUGAUAAGGUAGAGAAGGCAGCGGAGGAAGGUGCCGAGGAGAUGGUGAUGUUUGGCCCGAUGACGGAGGCAGAGGUGAAGGCACGCGAUGCGGGGGAUGAGCGUUUGGUAUCCGCGAGGGACGGAACGGACGCGGCAACCGAUCACAGGGAGAAGGUAGAGAGUGACGACGGUGAUAAGGUAGACGAGGCAGCGGAGGGAGGUGCCGAGAAGCUGGUGGUGUUUGGCCCGAUGACGGAAGCAGAGGUGAAGGCACGCGAUGCGGGGGAUGAGCGUUUGGUAACUCGGAGGAACGGAAAGGAUGCGGCGACCGAUCACAGUGCGAAGGUAGAGAGUGACGAAGGUGAAAAGGUAGAGAAGGCAGCGGAGGAAGGUGCCGAGAAGCUGGUGAUGUUUGGCCCGAUGACGGAAGCAGAGGUGAAGGCACGCCAGGCAGGGGACGAGCGUUUGGUAUCCGCGAGGGACGGAACGCAUGCGUCAGCAGAUCACAGUGAGAAGGUAGAGAGUGACGACGGUGAUAAGGUAGAGAAGGCAGCGGAGGAAGGUGCCGAGAAGCUGGUGGUGUUUGGCCCGAUGACGGCGGGGGAGGCGAAGGCACGCGAGGCAGGGGAUGAGCGUUUGGUAACCGCGCGGGACGGAAAGCGUGCGUCACCAGAUCACAGUGCAAAGGUAGAGAGUGACGACGGUGAUAAGGUAGAGAAGGCAGCCGAGAAAGGUGCCGAGGAGAUGGUGAUGUUUCGCCCGAUGACGGAAGCAGAGGUGAAGGCACGCGAUGCGGGGGAUGAGCGGUUGGUAACCGCCAGGGACGGAACGCAUGCGUCAGCAGAUCACAGUGAGAAGGUAGAGAGUGACGAAGGUGAUAAGGUAGAGAAUGGGUCGGAGGAAGGUGCCGAGGAGAUGGUGAUGUUUGGCCCGAUGACGAAGGCAGAGGCGAGGUCGCGCGAUUCAGCCGAUGAUCCUUUGGUAACUGCGAGGGACGGAAAGCGUGCGUCACCAGAUCACAGUGAGAAGGUAGAGAGUGACGACGGUGAUAAGGUAGACGAGGCAGCUGAGGGAGGUGCCGAGAAGCUGGUGGUGUUUGGCCCGAUGACGGAAGCAGAGGUGAAGGCACGCGAUGCGGGGGAUGAGCGUUUGGUAACUCGGAGGAACGGAAAGGAUGCGGCGACCGAUCACAGUGCGAAGGUAGAGAGUGACGAAGGUGAAAAGGUAGAGAAGGCAGCGGAGGAAGGUGCCGAGAAGCUGGUGAUGUUUGGCCCGAUGACGGAAGCAGAGGUGAAGGCACGCGAUGCGGGGGAUGAGCGUUUGGUAACCGCCAGGGACGGAACGCAUGCGUCACCAGAUCACAGUGAGAAGGUAGAGAGUGACGAAGGUGAAAAGGUAGAGAAGGCAGCGGAGGAAGGUGCCGAGGAGAUGGUGAUGUUUGGCCCGAUGACGGAGGCAGAGGUGAAGGCACGCGAGGCAGGGGAUGAGCGUUUGGUAUCCGCGAGGGACGGAACGGACGCGGCAACCGAUCACAGGGAGAAGGUAGAGAGUGACGACGGUGAUAAGGUAGACGAGGCAGCGGAGGGAGGUGCCGAGAAGCUGGUUGUGUUUGGCCCGAUGACGGCGGGAGAGGCGAAGGCACGCCAGGCAGGGGACGAGCGUUUGGUAACCGCGAGGGACGGAACGCAUGCGUCAGCAGAUCACAGUGAGAAGGUAGAGAGUGACGACGGUGAUAAGGUAGACAAGGCAGCGGAGGAAGGUGCCGAGAAGCUGGUGGUGUUUGGCCCGAUGACGGAAGCAGAGGCGAAGGCACGCGAGGCAGGGGAUGAGCGUUUGGUAACCGCGCGGGACGGAAAGCGUGCGUCACCAGAUCACAGUGCAAAGGUAGAGAGUGACGACGGUGAUAAGGUAGAGAAGGCAGCCGAGAAAGGUGCCGAGGAGAUGGUGAUGUUUCGCCCGAUGACGGAAGCAGAGGUGAAGGCACGCGAUGCGGGGGAUGAGCGGUUGGUAACCGCCAGGGACGGAACGCAUGCGUCAGCAGAUCACAGUGAGAAGGUAGAGAGUGACGACGGUGAUAAGGUAGAGAAUGGGUCGGAGGAAGGUGCCGAGGAGAUGGUGAUGUUUGGCCCGAUGACGAAGGCAGAGGCGAGGUCGCGCGAUUCAGCCGAUGAUCCUUUGGUAACUGCGAGGGACGGAAAGCGUGCGUCACCAGAUCACAGUGAGAAGGUAGAGAGUGACGACGGUGAUAAGGUAGAGAAGGCAGCGGAGGAAGGUGCCGAGAAGCUGGUGGUGUUUGGGCCGAUGACGGAGGCAGAGGUGAAGGCACGCGAGGCAGGGGAUGAGCGUUUGGUAUCCGCGAGGGACGGAACGGACGCGGCAACCGAUCACAGUGCGAAGGUAGAGAGUGACGACGGUGAUAAGGUAGACGAGGCAGCGGAGGGAGGUGCCGAGAAGCUGGUGGUGUUUGGGCCGAUGACGAAAGCAGAGGUGAAGGCACGCGAUGCGGGGGAUGAGCGUUUGGUAACCGCGCGGGACGGAACGCGUGCGUCACCAGAUCACAGUGCGAAGGUAGAGAGUGACGACGGUGAUAAGGUAGAGAAGGCAGCGGAGGAAGGUGCCGAGAAGCUGGUGGUGUUUGGCCCGAUGACGGCGGGGGAGGCGAAGGAACGCGAGGCAGGGGAUGAGAGUUUGGUAACGGCGAGGGACGGAAAGCGUGCGUCAUCAGAUCACAGUGAGAAGGUAGAGAGUGACGACGGUGAUAAGGUAGACGAGGCAGCGGAGGAAGGUGCCGAGAAGCUGGUUGUGUUUGGCCCGAUGACGGAGGCAGAGGUGAAGGCACGCGUUGCGAGGGAUGAGCGUUUGGUAUCCGCGAGGGACGGAACGGACGCGGCAACCGAUCACAGUGAGAAGGUAGAGAGUGACGAAGGUGAAAAGGUAGAGAAGGCAGCGGAGCGAGGUGCCGAGAAGCUGAUUGUGUUUGGCCCGAUGACGGCGGGAGAGGCGAAGGCACGCCAGGGAGGGGACGAGCGUUUGGUAACCGCGAGGGACGGAACGCGUGCGUCAGCAGAUCACAGUGAGAAGGUAGAGAGUGACGACGGUGAUAAGGUAGACAAGGCAGCGGAGGAAGGUGCCGAGAAGCUGGUGGUGUUUGGCCCGAUGACGGCGGGGGAGGCGAAGGAACGCGAGGCAGGGGAUGAGAGUUUGGUAACGGCGAGGGACGGAACGCGUGCGUCACCAGAUCACAGUGCGAAGGUAGAGAGUGACGACGGUGAUAAGGUAGACAAGGCAGCGGAGGAAGGUGCCGAGAAGCUGGUGGUGUUUGGCCCGAUGACGGCGGGGGAGGCGAAGGAACGCGAGGCAGGGGAUGAGAGUUUGGUAACGGCGAGGGACGGAACGCGUGCGUCACCAGAUCACAGUGCGAAGGUAGAGAGUGACGACGGUGAUAAGGUAGAGAAGGCAGCGGAGGAAGGUGCCGAGAAGCUGGUGGUGUUUGGCCCGAUGACGGCGGGGGAGGCGAAGGAACGCGAGGCAGGGGAUGAGAGUUUCGUAACGGCGAGGGACGGAAAGCGUCCGUCACCAGAUCACAGUGAGAAGGUAGAGAGUGACGACGGUGAUAAGGUAGAGAUGGCAGCGGAGGAAGGUGCCGAGAAGCUGGUGGUGUUUGGCCCGAUGACGGAAGCAGAGGCGAGGUCGCGCGAUGCAGGGGAUGAGCGUUUGGUAACCGCCAGGGACGGAACGCGUGCGUCACCAGAUCACAGUGCGAAGGUAGAGAGUGACGACGGUGAUAAGGUAGAGAAGGCAGCGGAGGAAGGUGCCGAGAAGCUGGUGGUGUUUGGCCCGAUGACGGCGGGGGAGGCGAAGGAACGCGAGGCAGGGGAUGAGAGUUUGGUAACGGCGAGGGACGGAAAGCGUGCGUCACCAGAUCACAGUGAGAAGGUAGAGAGUGACGACGGUGAUAAGGUAGAGAAGGCAGCGGAGGAAGGUGCCGAGAAGCUGGUGGUGUUUGGCCCGAUGACGGAAGCAGAGGCGAGGUCGCGCGAUGCAGGGGAUGAGCGUUUGGUAACCGCCAGGGACGGAACGCGUGCGUCACCAGAUCACAGUGAGAAGGUAGAGAGUGACGACGGUGAUAAGGUAGAGAAGGCAGCGGAGGAAGGUGCCGAGAAGCUGGUGGUGUUUGGCCCGAUGACGGAAGCAGAGGCGAGGUCGCGCGAUGCAGGGGAUGAGAGUUUGGUAACCGCCAGGGACGGAACGCGUGCGUCACCAGAUCACAGUGAGAAGGUAGAGAGUGACGACGGUGAUAAGGUAGAGAAGGCAGCGGAGGAAGGUGCCGAGAAGCUGGUGGUGUUUGGCCCGAUGACGGCGGGGGAGGCGAAGGAACGCGAGGCAGGUGAUGAGAGUUUGGUAACGGCGAGGGACGGAACGCGUGCGUCACCAGAUCACAGUGCGAAGGUAGAGAGUGACGACGGUGAUAAGGUAGAGAAGGCAGCGGAGGAAGGUGCCGAGAAGCUGGUGGUGUUUGGCCCGAUGACGGCGGGGGAGGCGAAGGAACGCGAGGCAGGGGAUGAGAGUUUGGUAACGGCGAGGGACGGAAAGCGUGCGUCACCAGAUCACAGUGAGAAGGUAGAGAGUGACGACGGUGAUAAGGUAGAGAAGGCAGCGGAGGAAGGUGCCGAGAAGCUGGUGGUGUUUGGCCCGAUGACGGAAGCAGAGGCGAGGUCGCGCGAUGCAGGGGAUGAGCGUUUGGUAACCGCCAGGGACGGAACGCGUGCGUCACCAGAUCACAGUGAGAAGGUAGAGAGUGACGACGGUGAUAAGGUAGAGAAGGCAGCGGAGGAAGGUGCCGAGAAGCUGGUGGUGUUUGGCCCGGUGACGGAAGCAGAGGCGAGGUCGCGCGAUGCAGGGGAUGAGCGUUUGGUAACCGCCAGGGACGGAACGCGUGCGUCACCAGAUCACAGUGAGAAGGUAGAGAGUGACGACGGUGAUAAGGUAGAGAAGGCAGCGGAGGAAGGUGCCGAGAAGCUGGUUGUGUUUGGCCCGAUGACGGAAGCAGAGGUGAAGGCACGCGAUGCGGGGGAUGAGCGUUUGGUAUCCGCGCGGGACGGAACGCGUGCGUCACCAGAUCACAGGGAGAAGGUAGAGAGUGACGACGGUGAUAAGGUAGAGAAGGCAGCGGAGGAAGGUGCCGAGAAGCUGGUGGUGUUUGGCCCGAUGACGGCGGGGGAGGCGAAGGAACGCGAGGCAGGGGAUGAGAGUUUGGUAACGGCGAGGGACGGAAAGCGUGCGUCACCAGAUCACAGUGAGAAGGUAGAGAGUGACGACGGUGAUAAGGUAGAGAAGGCAGCGACGGAAGGUGCCGAGAAGCUGGUGGUGUUUGGCCCGAUGACGGCGGGGGAGGCGAAGGAACGCGAGGCAGGGGAUGAGAGUUUGGUAACGGCGAGGGACGGAACGGACGCGGCAACCGAUCACAGUGCGAAGGUAGAGAGUGACGACGGUGAUAAGGUAGAGAAGGCAGCGGAGGAAGGUGCCGAGAAGCUGGUGGCGUUUGGCCCGAUGACGGAAGCAGAGGUGAAGGUACGCGAGGCAGGGGACGAGCGUUUGGUAACCGCGAGGGACGGAAAGGACGCGGCAACCGAUCACAGUGAGAAGGUAGAGAGUGACGAAGGUGAAAAGGUAGAGAAGGCAGCGGAGGAGGGUGCCGAGAAGCUGGUGGUGUUUGGCCCGAUGACGGAAGCAGAGGUGAAGGCACGCGAUGCGGGUGCGAAGGUAGAGAGUGACGAAGGUGAUAAGGUAGACAAGGCAGCGGAGGAAGGUGCCGAGAAGCUGGUGGUGUUUGGGCCGAUGACGAAAGCAGAGGUGAAGGCACGCGAUGCGGGGGAUGAGCGUUUGGUAACCGCGCGGGACGGAACGCGUGCGUCACCAGAUCACAGUGCGAAGGUAGAGAUUGACGACGGUGAUAAGGUAGACAAGGCAGCGGAGGAAGGUGCCGAGAAGCUGGUGGUGUUUGGCCCGAUGACGGAGGCAGAGGCGAGGUCGCGCGAUGCAGGGGAUGAGCGUUUGGUAACCGCGAGGGACGGAAAGCGUGCGUCACCAGAUCACAGUGCGAUGGUACAGAGUGACGACGGUGAUAAGGUAGAGAAGGCAGCGGAGGAAGGUGCCGAGAAGCUGGUGGUGUUAGGCCCGAUGACGGCGGGGGAGGCGAAGGAACGCGAGGCAGGGGACGAGCGUUUGGUAACGGCGAGGGACGGAACGCGUGCGUCACCAGAUCACAGUGAGAAGGUAGAGAGUGACGACGGUGAUAAGGUAGAGAAGGCAGCGGAGGAAGGUGCCGAGAAGCUGGUGGUGUUUGGGCCGAUGACGGAAGCAGAGGCGAAGGCACGCGAGGCAGGGGAUGAGCGGUUGGUAACUCGGAGGAACGGAAAGGAUGCGGCGACCGAUCACAGUGCGAAGGUAGAGAGUGACGAAGGUGAAAAGGUAGAGAAUGCAGCGGAGCAAGGUGCCGAGAAGCUGGUUGUGUUUAGCCCGAUGACGGCGGGAGAGGCGAAGGCACGCGAUUCAGCCGAUGAUCCUUUGGUAACCGCGAGGGACGGAAAGCGUGCGUCACCAGAUCACAGUGAGAAGAUAGAGAGUGACGACGGUGAUAAGGUAGAGAAGGCAGUGGAGGAAGGUGCCGAGAAGCUGGUGGUGUUUGGCCCGAUGACGGAAGCAGAGGUGAAGGCACGCGAUGCGGGGGAUGAGCGUUUGGUAACCGCGAGCGACGGAACGCAUGCGUUACCAGAUCACAGUGCGAAGGUGGAGAGUGACGACGGUGAUAUGGUAGAGAAGGCAGCGAAGGAAGGUGCCGAGAAGCUGGUGGUGUUUGGCCCGAUGACGGCGGGAGAGGCGAGGUCGCGCGAUGCAGGGGAUGAGCGUUUGGUAACCGCGAGGGACGGAACGCGUGCGUCACCAGAUCACAGUGAGAAGGUAGAGAGUGACGACGGUGAUAAGGUAGACAAGGCAGCGGAGGAAGGUGCCGAGAAGCUGGUGAUGUUUGGGCCGUUGAUGGAAGCAGAGGCGAGGUCGCGCGAUGCGGCGGAUGAGCGUUUGGUAACGGUGAGGGACGGACUGUCGGCGGGGAACGAUCAGUCUGAGGGGGUGGCGAGCAGAACAGGAGGUGGGAGGGUCGUGGACGGAGAAGUGGGUCGGACGGAGGCUAGGGAGGUGGGGAACGAGGCGCAGGCCAAAGGCAGGAAAGCCGCUGGCGGGAAGAUGGCAGCUGCGAGGUGUGCGGAAGUGGAUGGGCGGCUACGCUCUGCAGGGGCGGCGGGUUUGGGGCGGACUGAGGGCUCUGGGCGGGGUGCGGGAGCCGCCGCGUCCGAGGCUCCUCGCGGGUCAUCGUUGGGGUGGACUAGGAGCGGUCGCUUGGCGCAGUCGUCCGUGAGGGCUGAGCCAUGUGCUGUCCCUGCAGCAGCAUCUCCAUAUGGCAGUCUGGAGCUAUGCCAGCCGCCGAGUGAAGCUUAUGGGCGCAAGGCCUUCGCCGCGCGCAGUGGAGGAACAAAGAGAGAGCCGUCUCCGCCGAAUUGGACCGAGGCUGCUGAAGAGGAGGAGAUGAAUCGCGUGGAUUCAUCCGUUUGCUCGUCCCCUCCGUUAUCCCCCCGGUAUGUCCCCGCGCGGAAUCCUAGCCGGUCGCACCCUGCAGUCCCGCCACUCGACUUGUACUGGCUGAAAGGAGACCGCACUCGUGGGCGAGGCCCGACAAAGCGUCGCAGUGCACGAGAGCUCUGUACAGCGACAGAGCGGGAAGUUCCGGCACUCCCGCGGAUUUCCACGGUAAGUGGCGUCCCGAGCGUUCAAGCGUCUGAUGAUCCCGAAGCAAUUAAGGCGGACAUCAUUGCCUCCCUUUUUGAGGAUUCGUCCGAGUUUGAAACCCUGCCGAAGCAGCAGACCGAAGAGUCGGUCUCUUCGACUUCCGACAGAGUGCCGCCCCGGGGACCCGGUGCCUCCGCUUCCUCACCCUCCCCUUCUUCACAGCUACGCCGUCCUGGACAGGCUCCUCGACCUCAGCACCUCCCCGACAUGAACGGGUCCGAAAUGUCCGCACAGACGGCAGCGCGCGGUCUUUCUCCUGCCCACGGUGUGGAGGCCCAAUCGAAGACCGAUGACUCCGGUAGGCCUCUCGAGGCGACGCCCCGAAAGGUGGAGCCAGCCAGCGGCUGUGUCUCCGCCCCCUCCGUCCGUCGUGCGCACCGCGCCAAGACAGCAUCUUCUGCCCAACACUCUGUUGAGUUUUUCCCGCGGCAGGCUGUCGCUGGCAGACACGAAGCGGACUCCACCCCCUUCCAUGUGAAGGCUUGGUUGCGAGCCCUCCGAGGCGCAACCGCGCCAAAAGCCGCAAGUCCAUUUUCAGACGGAGGGUGUGACCGGGACCCGGGUAUGUUGUCUUCCGCCCAAUCGCCAAAAAUUGCUUCGCGUCCGCCGUCGCGGCAUGCGCCGACGGACGUGCUGUUGCGAUCAUCCCGGAACCUGAGUGACGGCUUGAAAACUCACAAAGCAGCUACAGCACAAAAAAGCGACGAGGACCGAAAGACGCGGCAGUUGGCUGGGGAGGAGGAACAUGGAGGAGCCGCACGUCGCAUGGAAGAGACACGUGAACAAGGCAUGCACACUUUUGAGGUGCCCGGUGGUGCCGAGGGCCGAUUCCCCACUGGGAAUUGCACAGCUGAAGUCGCAGCGGGUUCCUCGCGUGGAGACGACCGGGUGGUUGGCUCCUCUAAGUCUGCUACCAAUAAGGAAGGAACACCCGUGAGAAGGGAGAUGCAAAUGCAACCGAAACAGGCAGAGCAUUUGGGAGGGGACGCGACACCUAAGGAAGUGUCUGAUGUCGAGCGAGGACGUGUACUCGGCGCCGCUGCAGCAGACCCUUUUCUGUCGAAGGCUUCUCACCGCACGGCCGAGGAAGCAAGCUCCGGUACUUGCGGCGACGUGCGGAGUGCCGAAGCUGCACAGACGGCGGGCGUGGCCCCGCGGGGCGAGACGCGAAGCCGGGUCGAAGUGAUACGCUCAAGCCCAACGGUCGAGCCUCCGCGGGUAACGCGGGAAAAACUGGGAGACGAGACGUAUGAUGACGAGGAGCAUUUAUUCGGCAAAGGAUCGCAGCCGGGAGUGUCAGCUCCAGGCCAGAAACGAGGACAUAGCGAUCGAGAUCGGAGCUGGGCCGUCCUGCAAGAGCCUGAGCUCGAGUCGUCACUGGGCAAGCAGAUUCAGGGGGAAAGGGUUUUUUCUGGCAUUUCGCGUCCACGAGAUGUGGUCAUCGAAUCGUCUCAAGAGGCACAGCCUGUCGGUACUUCUCAGACGCCAACGAGGACACCACGGCACGUCGGGGAACUGGAAGAGGUCCAGAAACCCGAAUCCAUUUCAGAACCUGAUCAGGGGGACAAAUGGUCCAUUGCUCCGAAGCAUCGAGAGCUAAAACCGUCAAGCCCGUGUGUGCAGGCCACGCGGGUGACGGCUCGAAUAGACUCUGGAGCACCACGUGGACAUCCGUGGGACCUUCCGAGCGACAAGGUGCAUCGGCAACCUGAUGCGCCAGGCGAGAGAAUGUCGUUUCCCAAGGCCAUGAACUCGGCAAAACUCAUGGGGGCCAGCAAACGGGCUAGAAUUCUGAGGAACCCUUCCGCCAUCGUUGGAGCUAUUCCAGCGGCUCGACUCGCUGACAAAGCAAGGAGGCAGGCCGUGGAAGGCGAUGAAAAGCCGGCAAUGAACUCAGCGGUUGCCACAACGGAGCAUGCAAAGAAAUCCAAGCUCGGUACCGAGUCGUCAACUCAGCCGUCGGCGCCUGUCAAACCAUCUUUUGGUGUGGCGGGAAAGAAGAAACCAGUUGAGCUCGUGCCGAUCGUGGGCGAGAGAGAAAGCAGCCUGGCUCUGCUGAAGGCAGGUGAAGGCGAUUUCGUUUCCGCCAUGUCUGCAAAGGGACGGCGCAGUUCAGCGUCGACUUUCGGCUUUGGUGGGAAUGCGCGGGAGCGUCUAGACGCUGGCCGGGGAGCGGCCAUCGAACGAGGAUUGGGAACCGUACCGGGACCGGGGCUUCUCGAGAGAGAAGCUCUUAUGUCUCGUGUGCCGCAUCAGGAAAGCGUGCAACGGAGGGGUGCGAAGGCUGCAUCUAAGCUUCUGCAUCCGAAUUCGCCGCUAGCCGCCUCGGGUUUCUCAAUUUCAAGCACAACGCAGCAGGCCACACAGGGCCCCGUUCCAACGAAAGGCAAAUGUCAGGCCCAGCGCGUCGCUGCUCAGAGCGCGGAUGCGGCGCAGGACGCCCGUGGGGCAUCUAGGUCGCCGCAGUUACUUCGCAUUUCAGCCGAAAGUGCCCACAGCCCCAAAGUGCAAGAUUUGGAUACCUGCGCGUUUGCAAAGGCGAAGGCGACAAGGCAGAACGCGAAUGCCCAGGUUUCUCCGGCGUCGGUUGUAGACAGACCGAGUUCCUUUGGUUGGUCACCUGUGCUGGCCGCUGCGUCGAAAUGGAGGGAUAAUCCUUGGGGCGCAUGCGGUACAGACAGCGACGCGCCUCUCUCGAGCUCGGCUGUGGCUGCAGCCAUUUUCGCCAAAGCCGGCGGCCGCUCGUCUUCGAAGCCAGCAUCGCAGAGUGAGGGCAGAGCAGGAGUCCAAGGACAAGUGGCAACGGAGAGAACGGUAGACGCGGCUCCGAACACAAGUGACGAAGCAGACGGGGCGCGUGAGAGGAGAGAGGAAGCGAAACGGAGACAGCAGGAGGCAGAGGCGAAGCGGAGAGCGGAGGAGGAUCGCAAACGGCGGGAAGAAGAGGCGGAGCGUGAGAGGAGAAAGGAAGAGAAACAGAGACAGCAGGAGGCAGAGGCGAGGCGGAGAGCGGAGGAGGAUCUCAAACGGCGGGAAGAAGAGGCGGAGCGUGAGAGGAGAGAGGAGGAGAAACGGAGACAGCAGGAGGCAGAGGCGAGGCGGAGAGCGGAGGAGGAUCUCAAACGGCGGGAAGAAGAGGCGGAGCGUGAGAGGAGAGAGGAAGAGAAACGGAGACAGCAGGAGGCAGAGGCGAAGCGGAGAGCGGAGGAGGAUCGCAAACGGCGGGAAGAAGAGGCGGAGCGUGAGAAGAGAGAGGAGGAGAAACGGAGACAGCAGGAGGCAGAGGCGAGGCGGAGAGCGGAGGAGGAUCGCAAACGGCGGGAAGAAGAGGCGGAGCGUGAGAAGAGAGAGGAAGAGAAACGGAGAAAGCAGGAGGCAGAGGCGAGGCGGAGAGCGGAGGAGGAUCGCAAACGGCGGGAAGAAGAGGCGGAGCGUGAGAGGAGAGAGGAGGAGAAACGGAGACAGCAGGAGGCAGAGGCGAGGCGGAGAGCGGAGGAGGAUCGCAAACGGCGGGAAGAAGAGGCGGAGCGUGAGAAGAGAGAGGAAGAGAAACGGAGAAAGCAGGAGGCAGAGGCGAGGCGGAGAGCGGAGGAGGAUCGCAAACGGCGGGAAGAAGAGGCGGAGCGUGAGAGGAGAGAGGAAGAGAAACGGAGACAGCAGGAGGCAGAGGCGAGGCGGAGAGCGGAGGAGGAUCUCAAACGGCGGGAAGAAGAGGCGGAGCGUGAGAGGAGAGAGGAGGAGAAACGGAGACAGCAGGAGGCAGAGGCGAAGCGGAGAGCGGAGGAGGAUCGCAAACGGCGGGAAGAAGAGGCGGAGCGUGAGAAGAGAGAGGAGGAGAAACGGAGACAGCAGGAGGCAGAGGCGAGGCGGAGAGCGGAGGAGGAUCGCAAACGGCGGGAAGAAGAGACGGAGCGUGAGAAGAGAGAGGAAGAGAAACGGAGACAGCAGGAGGCAGAGGCGAGGCGGAGAGCGGAGGAGGAUCGCAAACGGCGGGAAGAAGAGGCGGAGCGUGAGAGGAGAGAGGAGGAGAAACGGAGACAGCAGGAGGCAGAGGCGAGGCGGAGAGCGGAGGAGGAUCGCAAACGGCGGGAAGAAGAGGCGGAGCGUGAGAAGAGAGAGGAGGAGAAACGGAGACAGCAGGAGGCAGAGGCGAGGCGGAGAGCGGAGGAGGAUCGCAAACGGCGGGAAGAAGAGGCGGAGCGUGAGAAGAGAGAGGAAGAGAAACGGAGAAAGCAGGAGGCAGAGGCGAGGCGGAGAGCGGAGGAGGAUCGCAAACGGCGGGAAGAAGAGGCGGAGCGUGAGAGGAGAGAGGAAGAGAAACGGAGACAGCAGGAGGCAGAGGCGAGGCGGAGAGCGGAGGAGGAUCGCAAACGGCGGGAAGAAGAGGCGGAGCGUGAGAGGAGAGAGGAAGAGAAACGGAGACAGCAGGAGGCAGAGGCGAGGCGGAGAGCGGAGGAGGAUCGCAAACGGCGGGAAGAAGAGACGGAGCGUGAGAAGAGAGAGGAAGAGAAACGGAGAAAGCAGGAGGCAGAGGCGAGGCGGAGAGCGGAGGAGAAUCGCAGGAGAGAGGAGGGCGAACAGAAGCGUCACGGUCGACCAGCGAAGAAUCCGAUAUUCGCGCAGUCACUCGGGGCAACGAGACGAGAAGAAGGUAUCCGACAAAUGAAUGCAUAUGCGGUCCAUCUUGACGAGGAAGAAGUACGAGGGAUAGAUGGUACGAUCACAGCAGACCUGGCAAGAACGAAAGGAACUGCGCACAGUGCCAGGAAUGCGGGUGUGUGUGGGCCUUCUUCGGACCAAUCAGACUCAUGUCCAUCGCCUGGUUUUCUUUCCUCUUCUCUGUGCUCCCCUGCGGCCCUCACCAGCAAUAGCAGUCGAAGACUGGCAGGCAGUUCUGAUGAAGAAGAUCUUCUCUCCCAGAUUGUUUGCAGCAAAAAAGCGGAACUGGAGAUUGCUUCGCGUCUUCCUGUACUUGGCGAGACGGCAAAGGAAUUGCCUGCUCCCGCUCAAGCUGUAGCCAACUCGUCAUUAGAUGACGGCAACGUGGCCAUACCUGGGAACCAGCCCUCUUCCGUCGAAGGGAAGCGCCUGUACGAACGGCGUCAGGCUCUGAUAAGGAAACAUCGUGCAGAGAGAGACAAUACGGGGCCGUCGCCCAGAGACACCUUUGAGAUGCAAGAGCGCCAGCGUGCAGAAGUGCUUGUUCUGCCCCCCGCGCGGGAAGACUCGGACGUUGCCAUGCCGGCUGCUCGACAACUGUUUGCGGAGAGUUCCCAUGUAGUUGAGCGUCAUCUGUAUCCGGUUUUACCGGAAACAAAGAGAAUGCAGCGAAUGCGGCGCGUCCCUAUCUCGCACAACACCACAGUCCUCGGAGGUCGGGCCUCUGCGAAGGACAGAAAGUCUCAAGGCUUGGGUUUUUUUGGUUGGCUGCUGAGAGAACACAGCAGUACUGAGGGGUUCGAUUCAUAA